UGCAUAAGUCCUUGGUACACAUACACCAUUUCUGAAUGGCACCCGAGUGUAGGAUACGUAUGCUCGUUUGAUUAUUUCGCUCAACAGUCUAAUCAGCUUCAUCUUUCAUUGUUGGUCCGUUAAGGCAGGAGCGCUUUACUUCUUUGAGAAAAUAUUCAAUCUGAUUUAGACUGCGCCGUCCGUCGUCUGCCCUGCUGAUCGGCACCUCCGCCUCGUCAGCUUACUGUUCCCUCACUCCAGGUAAAUCACUGCGGCCGAUUCAGUUUGCAAGUUUUUUUUUUUAUUCUUUUGCCAAAUCCUCCGGCUACUUCCGGAUCCCAUUUGAGGCAAGAUCUCAUCUCCCUCUCUGUUUUUAUAUAUGCUUCCAAUCAGUUGAAUUUUUUAAUGCUUUGCUAUAUGGAGCUUGGAGGAUUUAAUUCAAAGGAUAUAUGUACUCUAAGUCCAAACACGAUUAAAUUAUUAGGUUUCUGCGGUAGAUUAGGUUCCUCUCCACACACCCUCUAUAAGAUCUUCACAUAGGUAUCUGGAAAUUUUAAUCUGUUUGAUGGAUUACUGGAUUAAGAGGACGUUCUGAAUCGGUCUGAUUAGGAGCCUUUGGUUCCCCAUUUUUUCGCACCUCUUAAUGGAGUGGGGAUCAUCUGGUCAGAUACGAGGGUAAGUCUGAACAACUCUGAAUGUAAUUUUGGUAACAAUGCCCUUUUACCCAAAUACCCUUCCAUCGCAUUCUCUCAUCACAACCAUUACAAGCUCCCGUUUUUUUCUUCUUCUUACGCUUCUCCAGUCCACUACCGUCGCUGCCUUCAACCUCGACGCCUCCCACCGCCGUCCUCCUCCUUGCCUCCGUCGAUCUCCUCCCAUCAGCGACCACAAGCGCCGGCGAUUUUCUUCCUUGAACCUCGACGCCUCCACCAUCGUCUUCCGUUGAACACCACCACGAUAGAUAGCUUUCAUUUACAGGAUCUGCUCUUGUUUCCUUCUCAAAGAACAACCGUUAUACCAAAUCCCACUUUACUUCUUCCAAGAAAUUAGGGUUUAUUUUCCACGUUAUAAAGUUUUCAAAAUAUUUGUUUGGAAGACACAAAAUGCACCCUCCUUUGACGUUACAUAGGCACCCAAUGUGUGCUGAAAUAAUUGAACAGUUUCAGAAGUGCCACCUGGACCACCCUUAUGCAAAAUUCUUUGGUGAGUGCACAGAUCUCAAGAUAAAGCUCGACAAGUGUUUCAGACAGGAAAAAGCUGUGAAGAGGAAGGCAAAUUUUGAAGAGAGUAAGAAACUGAAAGAGAGACUACAAGCUUAUAGGAAAGAAGCUUCUGGAACUGAGAACAUCAUGUAAUAAAAUAAAACCCUAGAUAACUUUUUCAAAAGUGGAGCAUGGAAUGAUACAAAUACAAUUCAUUAAAUAACAAAAUUGAUUUUCAUAUAUUUUUGAGAUGUUGCAAAUCAUAUAUAACUAGAAUUUGUAGCUUGUUUCUAUGGAUUUUGUGAGAAUGUA
Lactuca virosa is the source of this 1493-nucleotide messenger RNA. The record is from the annotation of a GenBank genome assembly. Lineage: Eukaryota; Viridiplantae; Streptophyta; Magnoliopsida; Asterales; Asteraceae.